Messenger RNA from Arthroderma uncinatum, 663 nucleotides. RefSeq lists its product as uncharacterized. Lineage: Eukaryota; Fungi; Ascomycota; Eurotiomycetes; Onygenales; Arthrodermataceae. The transcript has 3 exons. The record is from RefSeq and is a predicted model, not a curated record. Gene Ontology annotation, cellular component: COP9 signalosome. Gene Ontology annotation, biological process: protein deneddylation; COP9 signalosome assembly. Bases 1 to 663 code for a protein of 220 amino acids.
AUGGCACCCUCUCCCCUGACGCAGGAAAAGCUCUCCGAGAUAUUAUCUGCUUCCACUUCCCCGCUUGAAACACUGAUAAAGCUCGAGGGAGAGGUUAAUCUACGCUUUUCAAAUGCUCACAUAGCAAGUGAUACAGAGUUCUUAAGCACAUAUUACUCUUCAUACCUAAUCGCUCUCCUUCUUGAGGAUGACAUACAUGAAGCUCGCAUGCUGUUACGCCGUGUUCCUAUAAGCCUUAUCGAGACCGAUACUGUCGUGCGAGUCCUCCCUAAACUGGUGCAGGUUGUUUGGGCGAGGGACCAUACAGCUGUUUACAAUCUACUUAAGACGUCCCCAUGGCCUAAGGUUACUGAACCGCUAGUACAAUCUUACGAGGCCCAUUACCGAAACCAGGUCAUCGAUGAUACCAGUCUAUCCUAUGAGAGUAUCAGACUACCGACCAUUGAGUCCAAGCUAGGACUUGAGGGAGACUCAGACGCUAUGCAGGAUACUGGUGACGAUGUGCCGUCACAGUUGAUACAAGAUCUAUCUGCAAAAGGCUGGACCUAUGAUGCUGUCUCGAAACUGGCUUAUCCUGCAACACCAGCAACGCAUGUGCAAGCGGACGCUCGCAUAAAGCUUGGACAAAUCACUACGGUGGUUGGAAACCAUGGAAGUGGCUGA